Heterobilharzia americana is the source of this 309-nucleotide messenger RNA. The record is from the annotation of a GenBank genome assembly. NCBI's taxonomy places the organism in Eukaryota, Metazoa, Platyhelminthes, Trematoda, Strigeidida, Schistosomatidae.
AUGACUGGUCUUCUGUUGUUGAGUACUCAUGUUAAAGGUAUGGAGGAUAUUGAAGAAGAUGAAGAUGGUUUUAGUGCAGAUAAACGCUUUUUUCGUCAUCGACGUCCAAUGGGUGAAUUUUGGGAUGGAGUAUCAUCAAAUAAUUUUUAUCCUGAAGGCAAAGGUAUGUUUACAGAAGAUAAACGAUUCCUAUUGGGUUUACCAACAAAAUCUGAAUUUAAACGUUUCUUACUUGGUUUACCUUCUACACACAGAAAUUAUAAAAGAUUCAUUUUAGGACUUCCAACACCUACUAGAUUUAACUCAUAA